Messenger RNA from Pimephales promelas (fathead minnow), 4111 nucleotides. Lineage: Eukaryota; Metazoa; Chordata; Actinopteri; Cypriniformes; Leuciscidae. The record is from RefSeq and is a predicted model, not a curated record.
UUGGCCAUUGUUUUCUCCUAUAUUUGUAUUUGCAUAUAGAUAUUUUUAAAUAUCAUGUUUAUAACCGUAGGUAUACCAAGUAAGUAAAUAUGAAGUUGUCAUUUAGAAAAUGGUGUAAUCUUUACCGAUUUACGGUCAGUGACAGCUCAAAGUGGUUUGAGCAUGAACGAUGUUUUCGGUAAUUGACUGUGAAUGAUCUGUGCUCCAUUGGCUUUGUCUGUACGUUUUUUUUGGCAGGAACACAGCAACAAAUCUAAAGUACAUGCGACCCUAUUUUCGGAAAUAAAGAAGAAUAUUCCUCGCUACAUAUUUAUAAAUACGAAAAUAAAAUUCGGGGACGAUUUAGGCAACUUACGGUCUCCAACGUAUUUGUUUUAUUUGAUAGCUACGAUUUCAAGGAGUAUAAUCGGAUAAAAAUAUGAAGAAAAGAAUAAUGGUGUGGUAGUAGCAGUGGUGGUCCAGUGUGUGUGGGCCUUUGGACAGCUCUGGGUGUAGUGUGAGCGUGUGUGUGGAGAUGAAGGUGGGACAGAAGAACUCGGUGUGUAUCCUGUCUAGUCGAGAGCGAGGAGCACGAGGUCUUGCCUCACACAGGAUCCUACAGCUGCUUGUAGAGGAGAAGACACAGCGCAUGAAAUGGCAAAGCCAGAAAGUGGAGUUACCAGACAGCCCCCGCUCGACCUUUCUUCUGGCCUUCAGUCCAGAUAGGUCUUUAAUGGCCUCCACCCAUGUGAACCACAACAUCUACAUCACAGAAGUUAAGACGGGAAGGUGUGUUCACUCUCUGGUGGGCCACCGCCGGACACCCUGGUGCUUGACCUUUCACCCUAGCAUACCUGGCCUUAUUGCUUCUGGCUGCCUGGAUGGAGAGGUCCGAAUCUGGGACCUGCAUGGAGGUAGUGAGAGCUGGCUCACAGAGAGUAACUCGGCGAUCGCAUCGCUAGCAUUUCAUCCCACGGCUCAGCUGUUGCUCAUUGCCAGCAACAACGAGGUGCAUCUAUGGGACUGGAGUCGGAAGGAGCCCUUCACUGUGGUGAAGACAGCUAGUGAGACAGAGAGAGUCAGGUUGGUGAGAUUUGAUCCAUUGGGUCACUAUCUUCUAACUGCCAUUGUAAACCCUUCAAACCAUCAGAAUGAUGAUGAUCCUGAGAUUCCAAUGGACAGUGUGGAGAUGCCUCAUCUCCGUCAGCGCUCCUUCCUGCAGUCCCAGCCUGUAAGACGCACACCAAUCUUGCACAAUUUCUUGCACAUCCUCACUUCCCGCAACUCGGUCCCUCAGGCUGGAGGCAAUCCUGUUGCUUCCGCUGACGAGGCCUCUGAUUCGUCUGGGCAUUACGCUGUUUUGAGGGAUCGUUCCCGGCUGCCAUACCACGGUUGCGUUCAGCCACUCGGAGUUGUGUGUUUCUGUAGCCGUUGCUCAUCAACUAGGGUUCCAUCUCCGCCUGACGAGGACUCUUCAGACUCCGCCUCCCUGGAGGGACAAUCACACGCAUCCACCUUUUCUUCUGCACGCACAGAGCCGCGGAUACCACGAUUUCCUGCCGAAUCUCGUGCUGCAAAUCGGCCCUCAGCAUUUAGCUGUGUGUAUGGUGGUGGCAGCAAUGUACAGAACCAUUCUUCUAGCUCUGGGAGGAGGAGAGUGGCUGGAAUGGCACCUAUCCCACCUUUCCGGCAGCAUCCACCAGGCAGGGAAGGUGGAGGCCGUUUCCCUGGGGCAGAAUGGACAAGCAGUGUGCUUAAUGGACGAGGUAGUAGUUUGACUCCACCCAGAACCAGUGCUUCUUCCGUCAGCCCGCAUUCUGUCCUUCGACAGCAAGGCACUUCCAGCCAAUCACCUGUUUACACCUCUGCUAGUGAUGGAUGGGGCUUUCCUCAUAGCAGUGGCAGCUCAUCAGGGACUAGUUCUAGCAGGCAUCACCCACCACAGGAAGAGGGGCACAGCAGCCCUUCUUCCAUUCGCAACGUUCUUCAGUGUAACCUUAACCGCUAUUUCAUGGAUUAUGAGCAAAUGCAGGACCUAGUGCAGCCACUAGAGGGCAGCAGGCCGGACCAUCAGACUCAGGAAAUGCUGAAUAACAACAUUGACCCAGAGCAACCGGGCCCAUCUCAUUAUCAGCCACUUCACGGCAGCGAAAACCGCUCCCACAGUCACAUGAAUCGCUGUAGAGUCUGUCACAACCUCUUCACCUAUAAUCGGGGUACUCAGCGCUGGGAGAGAACCGGCCAGCCGACAUCUGCUGAGAGAAACGCAGCUUGGCAACCUACUAGUCCUGCCUUUCAAAGCGUAGCCCCAGUCUCACAUUCUGAUCAUCACCUACUUGAACGUGCACCAAUAGAGCCCAGUCCAGACACCCCAGAGCCUCACGUACCCUUUUUCCGCAGCACAGCUACCGGUCAGCACGAGGAUCAGGACGUCGGGCUGGUCUUCAACCAGGAAACUGGCCAGCUAGAGCGUGUUUACCGGCCAUCUGCCACCUCUCGUUCAGAAAACGUGUCACAAGAAGCCUUAAACCAGGAAAUGCCUGAAGACCCACAAGAUGAUGAUUACCUACGCAGGAGGCUGCUGGAGUCAUCCAUGAUGUCUCUUUCCAGAUAUGACGUCUCUGGAUCACGAGACCAUCCCAUCUACCCUGACCCGGCCAGGUUGUCCCCUGCAGCUUAUUAUGCACAACGUAUGAUCCAGUAUUUGUCUCGGCGUGACAGCAUUCGGCAGCGCUCUCUCCGUUCCCCCAGCAGACCCCGACCCCUGUCGUCUAAUUCCAACAGCCUCUCUCCUGGCCCCGCCCCCAGUGUGGAGAGCAACGAAGUUGAUUUUGAGGAGUUUGAGGAUAAUGGAAGCAGACAUAGGGCUCCUCGUAACGCACGCAUGUCUGCUCCCUCUCUCGGUCGCUUUGUGCCCAGGCGGUUCCUUUUGCCGGAGUUUUUGCCGUAUGCUGGAAUCUUCCAUGAACGAGGGCAGCCAGGCCUGGCAACACACUCAUCCGUCAAUAGGGUCCUCGCAGGUGCUGUAAUUGGGGAUGGUCAAUCUGCAGUAGCCAGCAACAUCGCUAACACAACUUAUCGCCUGCAAUGGUGGGACUUCACCAAAUUCGACUUGCCCGAGAUCAGUAAUGCUUCUGUUAACGUGUUGGUGCCCAACUGUAAGAUCUACAAUGAUGCGAGCUGUGACAUCUCAGCAGAUGGGCAGCUGCUAGCUGUAUUCAUUCCCAGCAGUCAGAGGGGUUUCCCUGAUGAGGGCAUUUUGGCUGUGUACUCCCUCGCCCCGCACAACCUGGGAGAGAUGCUCUACUCCAAGAGAUUUGGUCCAAAUGCCAUCUCUGUCAGUUUGUCUCCGAUGGGUCGUUACGUGAUGGUGGCUCUGGCAUCUCGUCGCAUCCUGCUGCAUCAGAUCACCGAUCACAUGGUGGCGCAGGUCUUCAGACUGCAGCAGCCCCACGGAGGAGAGACGUCCAUGAGGAGGGUGUUUGAUGUGGUGUAUCCAAUGGCCCCAGACCAGCGGAGACAUGUCAGUAUAAAUUCUGCACGUUGGCUGCCAGAACCGGGGCUUGGGCUUGCUUAUGGAACCAACAAAGGAGAUCUGGUCAUCUGCAGACCUGUUGAUGCACAUUCAGAUGGCAACGGCACUUCUGAACACUCUGAGAGAAUGUUCACCAUCAAUAACGGUGGAGGGGUUGGAACAAGCAGCAGCAGGGGUGGAGACAGGGUAGGGAACAGCAGGACUGAUUGGCGCUCACACAGAGAGAUGGGCCUGAUGAAUGCGAUUGGUCUGCAGCCCCGACAACCCGCGCCCACUGUUGCAUCACAGGGGACGCAGACGCAGACUUUGCGGCUACAGAACGCAGAGACACAAACAGAUCAUGACCUUCCGGAUGAACCUCAGCAGCCCAGCACUUCUCAGGAGUCACAGGUUACUGAUGACUAUCUGGAUUUAGAGACUCUCCCAGAGGAUUCUGGGUCUGAGGUGGUACCAGAGACGCCCCCCCACAGUCGACCUCAGGAAGAUGAAGGGUCAGAUCUCACUGAACCCAGCACAGGAUGUAAAGUAACAUGCACGUGGAUAUUAGCUGAUGACAACAUCAUUAAUUACAUCAUUAGUAAAUCAUCAAACCAGUGA